Pangasianodon hypophthalmus (striped catfish) is the source of this 4207-nucleotide messenger RNA. RefSeq names its product endonuclease domain-containing 1 protein. The record is from RefSeq and is a predicted model, not a curated record. NCBI's taxonomy places the organism in Eukaryota, Metazoa, Chordata, Actinopteri, Siluriformes, Pangasiidae. The transcript is spliced from 2 exons. Gene Ontology annotation, molecular function: metal ion binding; hydrolase activity; nucleic acid binding. Bases 161 to 1048 code for a protein of 295 amino acids.
AUCUGGCAACAGCUGCAUAUGCGCUUGCGGCUGGUUGGUUCCCAUAAACACAAAGACGCCUUUAUGAACCAGAGCUCGCAACUUCCCUUAAACAAGGAUCACGAGUGAAGUGGGAUCUGCUCAGUGCGCAGUGAGGAAGGUUUCAGGGCUGGUAUCAGACAUGCGUUCUGCUGUGCUGCUCCUGAGCGCGCUGCUCAGUCUGGGUCAUGGAGACGUCGGCGAUUUCUCGCCGUGUUUGAGCUUCUUCUACCGGGCUCGUCCUCCCACAGGCAUGACGGGAACUCCGAUCUGUCAGCGCUACAAGAACCAGUACCACUUCGCCACGCUGUACAGCCGGGAGCGCCGCACGCCCUGGUUCUCCGGGUACGUGUUCUCCCCGGCGCAGGGCAAGCGGCCCAGAGGCGAAUGGAAGUACGAGCCACAGCUAGCCAACUCCAAGGCUGACGGCAACAUGGUCCUGUUCCCGAUUCCACCUGCAAAGGUGGACCAGAAUGUAGUAGAGAGCCAGGCCGUCCAGAACGACUACACCAACUCCACCUACACACGUGGCCACCUGAACCCAAGCCAGCACCACAAUGACACAGUUGUGCGCCGUGCCACCUUCACCCUCACUAAUGUGGUGCCGCAGCAGCCUGCAUCCAAUGACGGUCCCUGGGCCAACCUGGAGACUCACGUGAGUAAGAUCCUCAAGGAAUACUGCCUGGGCAAGGCGUACAUAGUGACUGGUGUGAUUCCAUAUGAAAAAGACCGCUGGCUGAAGGAUGAGGGCAGAGUGGCCAUCCCUGAGUAUAUGUGGUCGGCCUACUGCUGCCAGAACUACAGCCAGGACCUUCCAAAGAGCCUGAAUGACAUCUUCCCAACGUUUGGAGCCAUUGGCAGGAACGAUCCAAACAGUACACAGGAAAUUGUACCAGUGGACCCGCACAAAAAGAAAGAAGAGAGGGGAUAUGAUGUAAAGGCAAUGCCAUUAUCAAUUCUGGAGGGGCACUUGAAGAAGAGAUACAGGAUGUCUAUCAGUGUUUUUGAUCAGCAGUGCUCAAGGGCAUAACCUUCAGUCGAAACCAAAAGUCUUUGUGUAGACCUUUAACCCUUUGUUAUGUUCGGUUCGAAAAGAGCUCAUUUGAAUUAACUGUUUUGUACGUAUACUCAAAAAAACUAUGGAAUGUCUUUCGAUGCUAAUAUUAAAUACUUUAGUAUUUAUUUACUUAGUUCAUUCAUUCAUUCAUUAAUAGCAUUUUCUAUUAAUUCCAUGAAAAUUUUCUUUUUCACAAGAAGGAUUUCAGAGUAGACAGUAUUUUAAUCUAAGAUAUUGCUCAUCUCAAACACUGGAUUUUUUUAAGGAUAAAAUUAUAAAUUAACUUAAAGUGAAUUGUAAGUGUAGCAGAUGAGUGCUUCGUCAGCUUAUCCUUCAAACUGUGGCCACAUUUUCUCUACAAUAGCACGCAUCGAAUGAACCAAAAUAUGACAAUCACUAUAAAUAACGUUUGUGUUGCUAAUUGCUAAUUACUAAAGUAAAGAGAUGGACUGGGUCGAUGGCAACGUAAGGGUUAAAGAUAACAACUGAGCAUGUAUACACGUACUGUUUUACUAAAAAUGAUUUCACAGAUAAUUUGUUCUUUUGAAAACUAUCAUUUUAAAGUUCUGUUAUUUUUGGCAUCAGUUCAUGAUAUGGAUUAAGAGUGAUCAUCAAAACAAUGAUUUUAUUAAACCCCAAAAAAUCAGUAAUAAUAUCCUAAUAUUCUGCCUAUAUUUUUUAUGUUGAAAAGUUCUAAAUAAUGUACAUAAUAUAUUUUACUUUUAUGAGGUUACACAAUUGUAUUGAAUCUAUAAAAGUAGCACUGGAUUAACUGGUCUAUUCACUUGCAAUUUGCAGCCUAAAAGUAGAAUUUUUUUUUUACAGAUAAUAAAAAAAAUAUUAUAAAAAUUAACCAAGGUUUAGAUUCUCCCAAUAGAUGUCAGCAUUUGAUAAAAAAAUAUAUAUAGCACAGUCUUCAUGACUUUUUCUCAAUCCCAAAGGAAUUUUGUCAGCGUUUUGUUUUGGUGGAUACUGUAGCACACAAAAAGAAAAAAAAAUGUAAUUUUAUUUAAGUUCUAGGACUACAGUAAGAUAGAUAAGCUGUGAUAUCCACUUAUGUUUUUUCUUUUUUUUUUAAUUUUAUUUUGUAUUUUGGAAGUGAAUGAACCAUUAUACCUCAACACUGUGCAGAUGGGGAAAAAAAUAGCGAUGUGUUAAUCAGUGCUUUCCACCACAAUCAAAUCAUCAAAGCAAUGGAGGACUGAGGGAAUAUCAUUUGGAAAAAUGGUGUUCAUGUCUUCAGUACAGUUUUAGAGAUUUGUACAAUCAAUGCCACUGAAGACUGAAGUUGUUUUGACGGCAUGUGGUGGCACAAACACCUUAAUAAGACACCAUGUUUUUUUUUCCCUUUGUCACCGACUGUACCUUAUACCUCAGGGUAAACUUUCAUUUACCUCAGACUAAUGUCUUAUGUUUUCCUUUUUAUGUCUUUAUGCAUGAAUCUUUGUAUUGUAAUCAAACUCAUUUAAAUCACACACUUAUUAAAUCACCUGGAUCUGAGAAUCGAAUUAAUUUAGGCCUUCUUCUGAAAAUAACUCAGCCCUGUAAAUUUGAAGCCUGUUAAGCAAUUGUAGUGAGACAGAGAGGCAAGGUUAGGAUCCAUGUGCAGGAGAUUUACUGCAAAUAUUCACAAUCCAAAAAUGUAACUUGAAGAGCAGAUCGAGAUCAAUAAACAUGCAAACCAAGGUGAGCAUUAUCAAUAGGGUGAGCCAAAUAGUAGUAAGAGUCCAGGCUGGAGGUCAAAGGCUCAAGAACUUCGACUAAUGGAUACAAUCAACAAGCCUUCAAGUCUAGUGUUUGUGGCCACGUGCGUUAUAUAGAGGGCAAACAGGAAAUGAGUGUUACCCUAGAAAGAGAGUGCUAAUAUUCAGGGAGAGGAGCCCUCUGGUGGCAUGUGAAAUAUGGUGAAAUGUUCUGGGCUGAUGAGACCGCAAUAUACCACAUAAAGUUACUUGCUACAGUAACAACUGUAUUUUUUUUAGCAUUCUCUAAUCAUUAAAGCAUUAAGAAACUUUAACUGCAAUGCACUUUCAUACACAAUUAUAAGCAAAACAUGUAAAUGGGAUAUUCUUGUUCAAAUGCAGUUUGUUGCUGAUCAGAUGAUGACUGAUUUUCCAAAUGUAUCAGUUAGUUUUUAGAUGUCUUAAGAAGUGUAAUACCUCAUCUAUCAUAGAUACAGCUACCAUAUUAACCCAUACAGCUCAUUCUUCUGGACCAUCUUAUUCAUAGAUCUUCAUUUGAACAGUGUAGGACUCACUUUGGUGAAUCAAACUAUACAAAGUUUGCUGGAUUCACCACUCAGACAGCAUGGUUGAUAUUUGGUGAAGCCUCCUCUGAAGAGAAUAACAGCACUCACAGUCUCUUCUUGUAACGUCUUGGAGGAUCUUGGUCUACUACUUGGUCUGUGGACACCUCCUUCAGUUCAGACUGCAGAAUUUUAAAUUAUUCAAACCUGGAUAAUGAGAUCACCAAAGAACAACACUGAUUUUGUGGUCCUUUAACUAUUUCUAUGUUGAUUUGGAUGUUUGGGAUCAUUACCUUGUUGAAAGUAGUCUGAACCUCCUGGCAGAGACAACCAGGGAUUUCGGCUAAAGUAUAUUUGCAGUAUUCACAAUGCCAGUAAUCUUCACAAAAGACCCUAGACCAUCAGCGUCAAACAAUCACUGAUCCACCACCACAGUGAGUUUGUUUUUUUUUAAUAGUAUACAGUUCCCCUUUUUUGGGCAAACAAUCUGAGUGGUGUUUUUGGCCAUAAAGUUCAAUUUAGUUCAUCUGAGCAGAAAACAUAAUUCCACUUUUAGCUCCAAUGAGUGGUGAAGCUCAGGAGCUGUAUUUUGUGGGUUGCUUUCAACCAGCUUGUUGUUAUGUGGUCAUUGUUAUGUUAAAUCAAAAGUAGCAACCAAUAUUUUUAACUCUUAGGGUUACAUAAUUGUGUGUAAUGAUUAUACACUCAUUUUUGCUUUUUUCAUUUUUGGGAAAGGUGCCAAUAAUUCUUGGUGGCACUGCAUACCAUAAAAGUAAUAUAGAUGAUUCAGACUCCAUCUAUACAUCCUGUAUAACCACAAUGUCAAUGGCAACCAGCAAACAGGUGUAACAGAUUUUUUUUAAUGAAAUAAAAGACAGCUUUGCACA